UUUAUUUUUUUAAAGUAUACUGCAGCUUUAUGAGUCCUUAAGUGUAUUGGUAGAUAUAUGACCUAGUUAGAAAUCUUAUACAUGGAAGAAAGAUUGAGGGAGGCUUCUGCUUUGGGGGACUUGGAAGAAGUGCAGAGUAUUAUCAAAAGUGGGGCAGAUGUCAACAAUCAGAAUGAAAUCAACGGAUGGACUUCCCUUCACUGGGCUUGUAAAAGAAAUCAAAUUCAGGUUGUGUCUUAUCUGCUAGAAUCUGGAGCGGACAAUACCAUUCUCACAACCAAAGGGGAGAGACCAGAGCAACUGACAUCAAAGAACGAAAUAAAGAAAUUAUUGGGAGUGGAAGACCUUGAAACUGAAGAUGUAAAACCUGAAUCGGGAUUGCCAUUUGUUCCAAAUUAUUUAGCAAAUCCACCUUUUCCGUACAGUUAUAACAGAGAGUCGUCUUCCAAGGAAGCGUAUUCUACCACGUCCCAUUCUGAAAAUGGCGGCUCCUGCUGCGCUCCCCAGUCCACAGCUAGCUUCCCUUUGGUCACCAACGGAAUGGAAAAUAUACACAUUUCUACCUCAUCAAAGAAAGAAGACACUUUGCCAGCAUUAUUCUUUAAUGGUGAUGUCCAGAUUCCACAAGAAUGUACGCACUCUCCUGUACCCAAUGGAUCCUCCUGUCAGCCUUCAAUAUCCCAAGGCAGGAGCAUGUUUUCCUCUGUCCCAUCUAAUUUGCAACACGGCAGCGUCCACACUGGACCUAUGCAAGUAUUUCAGCCAUUUUUUUUUACUGGAGCCUUCCCGUCUCAUUUGAAAGAGUUGGUUCUAAAAGUGCGAAUUCAGAACAGCACUCUCGUUGACAAUGACUUCAUUGAAGUUGAAAUGGAUAGGGAAGAGCUUACGUACCGUGAACUGGUUCGUGUGUGCUGCUACGAACUUGGCGUUAGCCCUGAGCAAGUGGAGAAAAUUAGAAAACUACCCAACACUAUAAUUCGAAAGGACAAAGAUGUUGCAAGACUUCAAGAUUUCCAGGAGUUGGAACUCGUUCUCCGAACUGACAGCAGUAUGUUUCGAACAGCCGCCACCCUGGCCGAGCGGCCAUGUUUCAACAAUAAAGCUUCACAUCUAACAUACUAAUAGCAUCACACAAAGGCAUGUGUUCAAACUGAGUGUAUUCUAAUAACCCAACUAAACGUGGAACAAUAAAAACGUUCCUGCUGUAAUACUAACAAUUAAUCCGCUAAACGUUUCAAAAAGCACAAAUCACUUAAAGAUGGGGAAAGCAGUAUUUUUUACUAAUUCCGUUAAUUCAUAUUAUUUUUUAAUCGGCUGGUUUUUGCAGUAUUUCAGGGGUGGCGUAGGGCUAUUUUUACAUAAAUUACUUGGUAGUCUAUCCGGCUUUCAAUUUAUAACCCAGGCUCUUAACCAAUCUUUCCAAUAUGUGUGAAAUCCCAAAUGUAGCUUUGUAGGCAUAUUUAAUUUAUUGACAGUGGACGUUAACAAAAUGACCUUUAUUCUGUACUAAGGAGGGCCUGUCUAGCCUUUUUCUGACUGACACCAAUUAAUCUGACCUAAUACAACAAUUUAAAGAGAUACAUUAUAGAAAAGAUGCUUUGUUAAAGACUGCACAGAGUUUUUGGAAUUUAAGUACUUAUUGUUUACAAAUAAACAGCUACAAUAUUGUC
Messenger RNA from Pelobates fuscus (common spadefoot toad), 1670 nucleotides. It is a transcript of the gene ANKRD40, whose product is annotated as ankyrin repeat domain 40. Lineage: Eukaryota; Metazoa; Chordata; Amphibia; Anura; Pelobatidae. Gene Ontology annotation, biological process: proteolysis. The record is from RefSeq and is a predicted model, not a curated record. Gene Ontology annotation, molecular function: aspartic-type endopeptidase activity; protein binding. The transcript is spliced from 5 exons. Bases 82 to 1122 code for a protein of 346 amino acids.